This is a messenger RNA of Malassezia japonica, 1191 nucleotides long. RefSeq lists its product as uncharacterized. The record is from RefSeq and is a predicted model, not a curated record. Gene Ontology annotation, cellular component: membrane. Gene Ontology annotation, biological process: ceramide biosynthetic process. Gene Ontology annotation, molecular function: sphingolipid delta-4 desaturase activity. Bases 1 to 1191 code for a protein of 396 amino acids. The transcript has a single exon. NCBI's taxonomy places the organism in Eukaryota, Fungi, Basidiomycota, Malasseziomycetes, Malasseziales, Malasseziaceae.
AUGGCUCAUCUGCUCGGCCGCUGGUCCGAGUCGAAUCGUGCGGCGCCCAGCGUGCACAUUGACUGGUCGCUGUACGGCGGAAACGAAACGUUGCCGCCGACGAGCAAUGUGCCGGGCGCCAAGUGGAUGCCCAAGGCGGCGAAGCAGGCGAUGCCCGCCGACGAUUUUCUCUGGGCCCUGAACGAGGAGCCACACAGGACGCGCCGCAUGGCAAUCCUCAAAGCACACCCCGAGAUCCGCAAGCUCAUGGGGCACGAGCCUCUCACCAAGUACGUGGUCAUGUCGGUGGCCGUGAUGCAGCUCUCGAUCGCGCUCGCGAUGUGGGCGAACGGGAUCCACCCGCUCGACUGGCGCUUCCUCCUCACUGCGUAUGUGAUCGGUGGCACGGCGAACCAGCACAUCUUUCUUGCGAUCCACGAGAUCACGCACAACCUUGCGUUUAAGAGCAUCCGUGCGAAUCGCAUCCUGGCGAUCGUCGCGAAUCUGCCGAUCGGCAUUCCGUAUGCAAUGACCUUUAAGCCCUACCACAUUGAGCACCACAAGCACCUCGGCGAGGACGGCAUCGAUACGGAUAUGCCGACCAAGUACGAGCUGUGGUGCCUGAACAAUGUGCUCGGCAAGGCGUUCUUUGCCACCUUCCAGCUGCUCUUUUACGCGCUGCGCCCCGGCCUGGUGCGUGUGCAGCGACUCGGGCCGUGGCACUUUGCGAAUAUCGGCCUGCAGCUCGCUUUUGACGCGCUCCUGUACGAGGCGUGCGGCCGCUCGUGGACGCCGCUGCUGUACCUGCUCAUGAGCUCCUUCUUUGCUGGCUCGCUGCACCCCAUGGCCGGCCACUUUAUCGCGGAGCACUACAUGUUUUCGCAGAUCCAGCAGGAGACGUGGAGCUACUACGGGCCGCUGAACAUCUUCCUGUACAAUGUCGGCUACCACAACGAGCACCACGACUUUCCCUCUGUACCGUGGACACGUCUGCCGGAGCUCCACAAGAUCGCGUCGGAGUUUUAUACGGUGCUGCCGUACCAUACCUCGUGGACGAUGGUUAUUCUCCAGUUCAUCUUUUCCGACCACUCUGGCAUGAACAUGCGCGUGAAGCGCAAACAUUCGGGGCCGGAUCCCGUGCAGGAGCAGCCGAUUGAAGACGCACCCGAACAUACCGGCUGGGAGCUCCGUCCGCAGCCUCUCCGUACAUAG